Saccoglossus kowalevskii is the source of this 318-nucleotide messenger RNA. RefSeq names its product tripartite motif-containing protein 2-like. Gene Ontology annotation, molecular function: zinc ion binding; protein binding. The record is from RefSeq and is a predicted model, not a curated record. Lineage: Eukaryota; Metazoa; Hemichordata; Enteropneusta; Harrimaniidae.
AUGGUGUAUGUGGCUGAUCAUAACAAUCACCGUAUUCAGGCAUUUAAUUCUGACGACCAGUUUAUGUUUGAAUUCUCUACCACUGGUGACAACGAUACAAUGAAGUAUCCUAGGGGAGUAGCUACAGAUAAGAAUGAUUAUGUAUAUGUGAGUAGUGAACAUGAAGUCACUAAGUAUGACAGCUAUGGUCAGUUUAUUUGUAGGAUGGAUUGUGAUAAUGAUGGACUGAGUCGUCCACAGGGUGUAGCAGUGUGUAAUGAUGGUAAAAUAGCUGUAGUGGAUUUUGACAAUAAGUGCAUAAAAUUCUUUGUAGAGUAA